This is a messenger RNA of Prorocentrum cordatum, 5782 nucleotides long. NCBI's taxonomy places the organism in Eukaryota, Dinophyceae, Prorocentrales, Prorocentraceae. The record is from the annotation of a GenBank genome assembly.
GUUCAGGGAGCGCCGGACGCACGAACAUCAGGGUUAAGGCGGAGGUCGAGUGGCCGAAGUACGACGCCACGGACAUCUACUACGACGUGGAGGAGUUUUUCAAGGACCUCAAGCGCGUCAUGAUGCUGGCCUCCGCUGGGAAGGGUUACCCAGCCCAGGAGAAGUUGGAGAUGCUUCGAGGCGGACUCUCCGGCGUGCCGCUCUUGGACUUCAAGACCUUCGUCGACGACAACGAGCUGCGCAACGCGACGCUCGAGGAGGGCACGGAUUCCGCGCGUGAGGACUUAUGGGGGGAGGUCGAGGCUUAUCUUAAGCGCUCCUUUCACCGACCUCUUCUGGAACGCCAGCGGCGGGCUCGUGCUGAGUACAACGCCUGUUCGAUGAGGAACGGGGAGAUCCGGGAGUACAUGGCCUUCCAGACCGACUUCAAGCGUUGCCUGAAGAACCUGGAGCGGAGUGGGUUGGCCAAGGCCCGCGAGGAGGUGAAGGUGGACUUCAUCGAGAAGCUGACGGAGGAGUGCGCGACCCAUCUCAUGCUGACCCCGUACACCGAUCCUCGUACAGGGAAUGUUGGCUUGGUGCGUGACCUGGAGGCCGCCAUGGAGAUGGCCCGGUCGUUCUUCGCCGUGCAGGACACGAAGCGCGUGGUCUUCGCCGCGGAGGAGAUUGAGGUCAACCGCGAGGUGCCGAACACGGACCGGCUGAUCGGCGACAUCCUCAUUUCCCGGCUCCGCCGCCCAGCCCAGCAGCUGGUGGAGGAGUUCUCGUCGGAGCAGGCGCUGCGGGUUCAUUCCGUGACGAAGCAUCCCGGGAGCUGGGGCCGACCCGAGGGCCGGAAGGAUUCUGCAGCUCCAUCUGCAGGCCAUGUCGCCCAGCGGAGCUCGACCGAGGAACACUACGCGUUCGACGAGCUGGAGGACGAGGCGGCCCUACCGACAGAGGAGAUCCCCUUCCCUACCGACGACGCGCCCUCUGGGCCGCCCGAGGCGCAGCUGGCCGUGUCCCCGCCCUUGCGCCGGUUCGCGGACAUCGCGAAUAUUCAGCCGCGACCUCGUCCAGAGCCGGGCCGCAACCACAAGCUGUGGAUCUCCUUCGGGGGCGUGCGCGUCAAGGGCUGCAAGGACACGGGCGCGGCGGCGACGACGAUCCCAGAGAGCCUGGUGAUGCGUAUCAUCCGGCAGCACGCCGACACCGAUCCUGGCUCCAAAGAGUACCCCAUUGGGGAGCUGAUGGAGUACCGGCCGCCUAUCGGACUAGUAGGUUUCGCUAGCGCGGAGCCGGUGGACAUCAAGUACGGUUGCGUCCUCUACACCACCUUCCACGACUAUCGCGGCUCCUCGAAGACCGUGCCGAUCGAGUACCGCGUCGUCCCAGACGAGCGCGACGGCGGAGGCUAUCCUCUGCUCGGCGCCCGCACUGUGGGGCCAGAAGGGCUGCACAUCGACACGACUCUGGAGCACCACGUCGUGCGGAAGUUGGGCUUGACUUGUGCUCGUGCUGAACUCGGUCGCCCGUGCGGCCGCGAGGAGGUCACUGAGGAACAGCGCGGGGUUCGGCACGUCUUCCGGGCCACGGAGGAGGUCUACGUGCCUGCAGGCGAGGAGAGGGUGGCCAAGGACGCCCCGCUGCACGUCGAGCCAGGCGCGCCCGUGGCGAGGCUAGCGCCCUGUCUCUCGGCAUCGGCCUUGGCGCAGCGCGAGCACGACUUCCGCUCAGCGUUCCGCGCCGCGGAUCCUAUGGUCAUCGAGCACCUCGUUCGUCUCUCCGCUGUCUUCGAGACGGCGGCCAACGGAGGACUAUCGUUCAAGCUCUCCAAGUGCCAGCUCCUUCAGCCUGAGCUGCGCCUGCUCGGCACGAUCACGGGGCGGGAUGGUCAGAAGCCGGACCCGGCGAAGGUCCAGGGCAUCAUGGAUUUCCCGCCGCCCACGACGAAGGGCCAGUUGCGGGAAUUCUUUGGCAGUGUGAACUGGCUGAGGCCGUUCUUGUCCACAGCCUUCUCCAGGGAGAGCGCCGGGCUCCGCAGAUACCUCAAGAAGGAGGUGGACGACAACUUCGGCGCCUUGGAUGUGGACGGUAUGGCCUCCUUCCGUGCUAUUCAGAAGCUCGUCGUGGAGUUCAUUGCCCUCUGCGUGCCGGACUACGCGGCCGCGGCGGACUGGGAGCGCACAGGUAGAUGUUUUGAGAUCGUUCUUGAUGCUUCGCUCCUGGGCGGAGGCGCGGCGCUCUUCCAGCUGGACGCCGAGCUCGGCAAGCCGCGACCUCUUGCUAUGUGUUCCCGGUCGUUCACUACGGCGCAGCAGGCCUGGCCGGCCUGGCAGCGAGAGCUCUGGAUGAUGAAGGAGGCAGUCCUCGAGUUCGCGCCGAUUUGUGCCGGUUAUCGGACCCUGGCUUGGACGGACCACCGGAACAACACCUCCGUGUCCAUGAUCCCUCCCGAGGAGUGCGGCGAGAAGGUAAUCCGGUGGUGGGGCAUCAUCCUCCAGAGCGGCGUCAUCGUCUGCUUCUUGGCCGGCAAGGUGAACCCUUCCGAUGGUUUGUCCAGGAACCCCCAGGAUCGUGACGCCUUGCUGGCACGGCGGGCCUGGCUGCUCAAGAACCCCUCGGAGCUCGCCGCGGACUACAAGCAGACGGAGUUCGAGGCUGUCGAGCCCGGCACCUUCGCGAAGGAGGUGGAAAAGCUGCUCGUGGCCGCCCGCUCCGAGGAGGCUGACCUCUUCGCGCCGCUCGUGGUGGAGGCCGACGCGCCCAUGGUAGACGAGGAGGGCUUGGGCUUCUGGUUCCGCCAGCCGCGGGGGCCAGACAGCGCGUCCUCCCGCAAGGAGCUGCGUCGCUCGCUCUUCACGGCCGUCUUGGAGCUUCUGCGGCAAAUGCGCCGCCGGCCGCCCCACGUAGUCGUGGCGCUGGGUCAGGGCGCUGUUGUGGCUGCAUUCGCCUGCCACCCUGCUGUCCGCGAGGUGGUAUACCGACACCGUUUCGUCCAGCCCUUCGAGUCCGAAGCGAUGGAGUCGGCAGCCAGAGGCGUCGCGCAGUGGUUAUUCGUGCAUGCUGCGGCUGUGCUGCGCUCCGGCCUGAUGUCGAGGCCUUUCGAGCUCGUGCCUGAGAUGACGCCGCUUCCCGACGUGUGGUCCGAGCACCAGGUGCCGCGGGGAGCCAACUCACGUUCUGACGCUCGCUGCCUGGCCACGCGCUUGCCGAACGGCGCGGUGUUGGAGUGCGGAGGAUUGGGCCGCCUGGCCGGGCCGCUCCGCCCAUACCUCGUCACGGCCCAGGAGGUGGACCCCGAGUGCUCGAAGAUGCUCCGCUACCUGCGCUGGGAGGCAGAGAAGGUCGUCAAGCCUUCCGUGGACCUCCGGACCCACGGCCUCGCGCAGGAGGAUGCGGCCCGCUUGAGGAGGGAGGCUGCCAGGUUCUGCAUCGGCGAGGACGGUGCCUUGCUUCGACGGCUGACGCCAGAGCUCCCUGGAGAUCCGGCCGCGGUCCCAGUUCUUCCGGCAGGAGCGCUGAUUCCCGAAGUGGAGUUGGAUCCCGACCGGGAGCACGCCGUGAAGACGACCUGGAGGAAUUGGGCGAUGCUGGCCGCCCACGCGGGCGGGUCAGGCGGCCAUUCCAAGCUCGAGGAGGCCCUGGUGAAGUUGAGGGCGACGGCAUGGUGGAGUUCGAUGUCGAACGACCUGGCUCGAUUCAUCGAGCGCUGCCCGACUUGCGCCUCAGACCGUCGCCCGGGUCGGUUGGCCCUCACCCGGUCUGAGCGUCCGCGGACCCCAUUCGACACCGUCCAGAUCGACUUGCAGGGGCCGUGGUGCCCUGGGAGCAAGGAAGGGUGGCGAUACGUCUUCACUCUGAUUUGCGUCUUCACUCGGUACCCCACGCUCCGCGGCCAGAACACGAAGUCCAAGACGGACACGGCCAGAACCUUCUUAUCCAUCAUCUGGGAGUUGGGGACGUUCCCGAGGGUGGUGCAGAGCGAUAGGGGCCGCGAGUUCGUGAACGACUUGAUGCAGGAGGUCUUGGUGCUGCUCCGCAUGCGGCCGUAUACCACACCGGCCUACACCCCGAGGAUCAACGGCAUCGUCGAGAGGAGCCACCAGCAGAUGGCGACGACGUUGCGGCUGCUGGUGCACGAGCUCGCCAAGAGCUCCCCGCAGCUGUGGGGCGAGUUUCUGGCGUGCCUGCAGUACCACCUCCGCCAUCACCGGGUUGCAGACAGCCAGGUGACCCCUUUCCGCCUUGUUCAUGGUUGGGCCGCUGCGCUGCCGACGCAGCGUUCGCUGGCCCCUUGGGCCACGGUUCCGGCAGCCAUGGUUGAGGACGAGUGGCUUCGCUCAAUGGUCGUGGGCUGGCAAGCCAUCACGUCCCGCUUCAAGGCCUACUUGGACGACUACGAGGUGAAGGCGGCCGUGGCGAGGGACCGCAAGGCGCGGUGGCAAGUCUUCCGCCCGGGCGACUUGGCCAUGCUCGAGCGGCCGCCGCGCGUGGGCGACCCGAGCAAGGGCCUUCUCGAGGCGAUGGAGGGCCCCUACCGCGUCACCCGCAUGAUCGGGGAGCACCGCGCGGUGCUGACGGAGCUGGACAGCCGCGCGCGCCAGCCGGCGACUCCUGGCGUGUUGUUGCUGGCAGAGGGUUCGAACGGCGCUUUCCUCGGCGAGGUGAGGGUGAACUACCCUCGUCGCCUCUUGGUCUCUCUGGCUCGCUUUGGCAUGCGAGCGGACGGCACGUGGGCCCGGCUCCACCUGCGUGCUGACGGAGUGGAGACGUUCGACCCGACCUUGACCGAGGUGCGCGCCGACGUUCCCUACGUGGAUCUUCGCGCGGAGGCUCGCUUGUUUGACAGUCGCCUGGACGCGCGCUCCCGCAGAGCAGCGGGGGCAUUGCAUUUGACAUUUUGUCCUCAUGCAGCGCCUGCUGCCGAGGAGCCGCCGGCGCGUCCUGAGGAGAUAGCCGCUGCUUCGCCGACGCUGGAGGACACGUUUCCGGAGGUGCCCAACGUGUUCAUCAACGGCUCCCGGAGGUCCGUCGUGCCGAAGGCCAUGGACGCCGACGAGCUUCGGAGGAUCAAGGCGGACGAGAUUGUCUUCGAUACGGCAGCCAGGUCGACAGCACGGCACGCCGAGAUCAUCGCUUUCGAGGCUUGGCAGCUUGCCCGUGCCAACCCCCACAUCUCAGAGGAGGAUCGUGCAGCCUUGGUGUGGGUGUGUGUGGAGUGGCGGCAGGCGCUUUGGAACGAAGGCGCGUCCUUCACGCGAGUGAGCGGUGCUGCCUAUGAUGUCGACGUGGCCGGCGCUGCCCCUAUCUCGCAGCAGCCAUAUCGCAUGAGUCCCGCUGAAGCUGCAAAAUGUGAGGCCCAUAUCUCGAAGAACAUGGCGAUGGGGUUCCUGACGCGACAUGUUGGGGCCUGGGCCACACCGGCCUUCGUGGUCCCACAGGCGUCGAAGCCUAACGGGCGCCUGGUGUGCGAUUACCGUCGUGUCAAUGCCGUGACUCGGCGCAUGUACUAUCCCAUCCCACGGGUUGAUGAUACCUUGCGCCGGUGCGCUGGCAGACGGUGGCUUUCUUCGCUGGACGCCGUCAGCGGAUUCAAUCAUCUUCCCCUCACGCCGCGGGCACGAGAGAUUCUGGCAAUUUGCACCUUCGCUGGGUUGCAUGCGUGGGAGUCUUUACCUUUCGGGCCAUGUGAUGGGCCGCAGGCCUUCCAGGCUGUGAUGCGACGUGUCUUCGACGGCUAUGCGGCGGACUGGCUGGCCAUCUACAUUGACGACCUGUGCAUUGCCAGCGGCGUGGCUUA